This is a messenger RNA of Linum tenue, 2036 nucleotides long. The record is from the annotation of a GenBank genome assembly. NCBI's taxonomy places the organism in Eukaryota, Viridiplantae, Streptophyta, Magnoliopsida, Malpighiales, Linaceae.
AUAAUCACGACAGCUGUAUCAAGAAAAAGGGAAAGAAUUUUAUGAGCUUGCCCCAAUUUUUCCUUUAAUAUAUAUACACUACGCCAUUAUUACCACUUUCAUUUUCCUUCUUAUCUCCCUUUUCCUUCCUCCUCCGUCGACUUCAAACUCUUCUCGGCAAAAGAAAAAAAAGAAAAAUGCCGGCGGCCGGAAUCGCUCCCGGUGGCUCCGGUAAGGAGUACCCAGGGAACCUCACCCCUUUCGUCACCGUCACUUGCAUCGUCGCCGCCAUGGGCGGCCUCAUCUUCGGCUACGACAUCGGAAUCUCCGGUGGCGUGACGUCGAUGGACUCGUUCCUGCGGGAUUUCUUUCCGUCGGUGUACCGGAAGAAGCACGCCGACGCGACGGUCAACCAGUACUGCCAGUACGACAGCCAGACGCUGACCAUGUUCACCUCGUCGCUGUACCUGGCGGCGCUGCUGUCGUCGAUCGUCGCCAGUACGGUCACCAGAGUAUUCGGCCGGAAGCUCUCCAUGCUCUUCGGCGGUCUUCUUUUCUUCGCCGGAGCCCUGGUCAACGGCUUCGCUAAGGCCGUCUGGAUGCUCAUCCUCGGCCGGAUUCUGCUCGGUUUCGGCAUCGGCUUCGCUAAUCAGUCGGUGCCGCUCUACUUGUCGGAGAUGGCGCCGUACAGAUACAGGGGAGCACUGAACAUCGGCUUCCAGCUCUCGAUCACCGUCGGCAUCCUCGUCGCCAACGUCCUCAACUUCUUCUUCAACAAGAUCGCCGGCGGCUGGGGCUGGCGCCUCAGCCUCGGCGGCGCAAUGGUCCCGGCGCUCAUCAUCACCGUCGGCUCCCUCGUCCUCCCCGACACCCCCAACUCCAUGAUCGAGCGCGGCCGGGCCGACGAGGCCCGGUCCGCCCUCCGCCGCAUCCGCGGCGUCGACGACGUCGACGACGAGUUCUCCGACCUCGUCGCCGCCACCGAGCAGUCCAGGCUCGUCGAGCACCCCUGGACCGAUCUGCUCCAGAGGAAGUACCGGCCGCACCUGGCCAUGGCCGUCUGCAUCCCCUUCUUCCAGCAGCUCACCGGAAUCAACGCCAUCAUGUUCUACGCGCCGGUGCUGUUCAACAGCAUCGGAUUCGGCGCCGACGCUUCCCUAAUGUCGGCGGUGAUCACCGGGAUCGUCAAUGUCUGUGCCACCAUGGUGUCCAUCUAUGGUGUUGAUAAGUGGGGGAGGAGGUUUCUCUUCCUAGAAGGUGGCGUUCAGAUGUUAAUUUGUCAGGCGGUGGUGGCGGCGUGCAUCGGGGCGAAAUUCGGCGUCGACGGCGACCCAGGGGAGCUGCCGAAGUGGUACUCGAUCAUCGUGGUGAUGUUCAUCUGCAUCUACGUGGCCGGAUUCGCGUGGUCGUGGGGCCCGCUGGGGUGGCUGGUGCCGAGCGAGAUCUUCCCGUUGGAGAUCCGGUCGGCGGCGCAGAGCGUGACGGUGUCGGUGAACAUGAUCUUCACGUUCGCGGUGGCGCAGAUAUUCCUGAUGAUGUUGUGUCGUUUGAAGUUCGGGUUGUUCCUGUUCUUCGCGUUCUUCGUCGUGGCGAUGUCGAUUUUCGUCUACUUUUUCUUGCCGGAGACGAAGGGGAUUCCGAUCGAGGAGAUGGGAAGGGUGUGGAGGUCGCAUUGGUACUGGUCGAGGUUCGUGGAGGCGGAGGCGGGGCAAGGGAAUGGGAAUUUGGAGAUGGGUGGGAAAGUUGCGUGAUUGAGAUUUGAGAGGGUUUUUUGGUUGUAGUGGGAAAAUUGAGGGACGAUUAUGGAAUUUGGAUCUAUACUUUUUUUUUCUUUCUAGUUGUUUUUGAGGGGUGCGGGUUCAAAAUUUGGUUAAAUAGUGGUACAUAAGUGGUUUGGGAAUUUGGAGAAUUGAGAAUUUGUUUCUCUUUUUGUUAAAUUAUAUCCAUUACCAUUUACAUGCCCAAUAUGUUCAUUCUACACUAUGUUUAGAGAUUUAAUAACCAAUAAGAAUUAAAACUUAAAAGAGACAGAGAUUGUUGUGCGAAUGAUUCUAUAA